UUGAAAACAGAAGGAAGAUGGAGAAAAUUGCUGAAAUCAAACGCUCCAGACAACACAACUUAUUCUCCAAGAAAGAACUUAAUAACAACACCAAAGAGACAUGGAAACGACAUCUCCAGUAGCGAUGAUGAGAAAGAAAGCAUCGCUUCUGAAGAGAUGAAGAAGAAAUCAAGAUGGUUGGAUGAAGACGAGAAAGAAAACAACAUGGAUGAUGCAAUUUUCAAGAAUCAUAAGAAAUUAACUCCUAAACGUCGUAAAGUCGUAAAGGCAAAGAAAGUUGAAGAAAAUGAAGAUGAGAUUAAAUCCAAGAAAGAUCAGAACAACGAAGAUGAAAUUUUCGUUGCAGAAAGAGACUUGAAACUAGAAGAUUCCAUGAAAUCUAAAUCCAAAUCAAUGAAACCUAAGUCUCAUAAGGAAGAUUCAAUGAAAUCUAAGUCUAAAUCUGUUUCUAAAUCCAAGAAAUCGAAGAAAUCUUCUUCAUCGUCAUCGUCUUCUUCUUCCGAUGAUGAAGGUGCAAAAGAAUUAUAA
Molecule: messenger RNA, 528 nt
Organism: Trichomonas vaginalis G3
Lineage: Eukaryota; Parabasalia; Trichomonadida; Trichomonadidae
Product: GTPase activator protein
Exons: 1
Source: RefSeq, a predicted model, not a curated record